This is a messenger RNA of Neodiprion virginianus, 1299 nucleotides long. RefSeq lists its product as uncharacterized. The transcript is spliced from 2 exons. The record is from RefSeq and is a predicted model, not a curated record. Bases 1 to 1299 code for a protein of 432 amino acids. NCBI's taxonomy places the organism in Eukaryota, Metazoa, Arthropoda, Insecta, Hymenoptera, Diprionidae. Gene Ontology annotation, molecular function: protein binding.
AUGGAAGAAGACCCUCUACCUGGAUUCGUGCCGAAGGAGGCAAAACAACUGCCUAUAGAAUGUAUUUGUGAAGUUGCACGUUAUUUACCAUAUAAGGAACGUGCACGGAUGGAACGAGUAUGCAAACAGUGGAGAAUUGGAAGUAGAAGCUCCCAUACAUACACCAAAACUGUAACCCCGACUAGCUGGGAAUGGAAGGACGGAUGGAACCAGAUAUUCAAUUCAGACGGCCUAGUGUGGAUUAUUAAGAGAGGCGGGGAAUACUCAACAUCCCUAGACCUAGAGGGGAUCACGGAAAUAAAAUCCAUCGCGAUCACUAUGGCAGCGAAGGAGUGUCGAAAAUUGGAAGUUCUAAAGUUAACGACAGUUAGCAUUAGGGGAGGAGCGUUAAGAUCUGUGAGUGAUCAUCUCUUCGGCCUCAGGGAGCUGGAGAUUGAACAGUGUGUGGGACCUAUUGACUGGGAGAUAGAAAAUAUAUUCCUCAGAAAUUUAAACUUGCAAAAACUGAUACUUAAAGACAACGAGAUAACUGGAAAGGGACUGGGACACAAAACGUCGAUCAAAGAACUUCACAUAAAGGAUUGCGAUAUGGCCAAGGCUGAAGGAAUCGCAAAGUAUAUCCAACUACAAGAUCAUUUGGAAAUACUGGUGAUUAUAAAUUGUCUACAGUUAAGACGUGCACAACUACUAACGGCGCUUACCGAGAACAGCCAUACUAAGGAUACGUUAAGGUCACUCAAGAUCCACGGCGAUGGACCCAGUGACGCGCCUCGGGAAGACCCAGAGCUAGCGGAAGGAGAAGAGGGGAAUUCAUCGAAUGCUAACUUUAUCGGAGACAUUGGGGAAACAUUGGCCAUUCUCAGUUCCCUAGAUAUCAGCACGAAUAUACGUGGACAAUUUUCGUUAGAACCCCUCGCACAACUAAAACAUCUGAGGAUCCUAAGGAUGAAUAACAUGCAUCCGACCGUGGGAGGAAGCUGCCUACGAGAACUGGACCUACUCGAGAACUUAGAGACCAGAGAGAACCUGGGGAUCCACGAUGAGGAUAUUAGCGGGAUGCUAAGGACUAACCACGUUGUCCAACACCUCGACAUUAAAGGUUGUUGGAACAUAACCCAACAGACCAUAACCGUAGCACGAGAGGUUGUAAGAAUGGGACACCGACAGCAGCCACUCUACCUUUAUGCCGGGGGUACGCAAGCAACACCGUCUCGGCGGGACAGAAGAAACGCCUACCUACGUUUAAGCUCUGAACGAUAUGCGACGCCGCUGUUCCAGCGCGUGUGGCAAGUCCCGUGA